CAAGCUAACGUUAGUCUCACUCAUACAGUCCCUCUCGCGAGAUACGUAUCUCCAUUAACACAGUUUAGUUACGUUAUAUAUUAUUGCAUGUAUAAUCGAGUAUAUGCUACGCAAAAUGAGGUAUUUUCUGCUAGUCAUGUCAAUUCUAUCGAUGGAAACUAUGAGUGCUGGCAAAAUGCGUCUUGAAUACCAAUGGAAAUACCUUGAUCUUCUGUGGGAGAGUCCGCAACAGAAGCAAGAAGCGAUAGACUCCGGCUCGUACAACCCUAGCGUUGCCUUUCUCUAUGAUGUAGAUAAGGCACCUGAUGGUAGAGUAUUUAUUACCGCGUCGAUAGAUAAAGGCAUACCGGUUAGUGUAAUGACGGUAACAAAUAAACAGGGAGAGGGUGGCCCACUGUUGCGUCCGUAUCCAGAUUGGUCUUGGUAUAGGAAUACAACAGAUUGCAACGGUCUUGCAGGUGGCGUUUAUCAAAUAGACAUUAAAUGCAAUCAUCUGUUUAUUGUGGAUGGUGGUAGAUCGGGGGAUAAUCAACUAUGCUUGCCACAGUUAUUGAUCUUCGAUUUAUCAACUGAUAAAUUAGUUAGACGAGUCCGCGUCAAUAUUGGAAUCGCUCACAACAAAACCGGCAGAGGACUGUUAGCCUCACUUUCCAUUUACGCUCCGAAUUGCAGAAAUGUGGAGAAAAAUGCAGUUGUAUUUAUGGGAGACGUAGAAGGUGCUGGUCUAGUGGUAUAUAAUGGACGUACUGCGAAGAUGUGUAGAAUCGAAUCUGAUUUCAUGAAACCAACUAAUAAUGGUUUCGUACUAGACAACGUGAGUUAUCCUCUCACUGACACUAUCUAUGGCCUGGCACUUAUUGGUGAAAGCUUAUACUAUGCUGCUUUGGCGGGGAACAAAAUAUAUAAAAUAGAAUAUUCGAAACUAAUGGAAUGUUCGGGAGAGGAUAUCGCGCGAGCUAAUCAGCGGACUAAAUUAGCGGGAGUGUUAAAUGGACAGACAGCAGCAAUAACGUCUGAUAGAUGUGUAUUAUUUUUCAGCGACAUUACCAAAACAUCUAUUAUGUGUGCGGACGCUACUAAAGCAAUUGACUCCAAAAAUAAGGCGGUAGUUGCACACGAUCCAAAAUUACUACAAUUUCCAAGUGGAAUUAAGAUUAGAGAACGCAAGUUAUUUGUUUUAUCAAAUAAAUAUCACAUACAUUUAAUGGGCUCAUCUUCUCCGCAUGAUCCACGGUAUCAACAUCUAUUAAAUCUGAAUGAGACAAAUUUCCGUGUUUUCUCAAUGCCAAUUAAGGAGAUUGAAAAAAAUACAAAUUGCUUUUCUUCGUGCAACUAGUAAAGUAUCUUCAAAUUUUACUUUUUCUUAUAUAUUGUGACGUAUAUUGCAAUAUAUAAUAAAAGAAAAAGGUUAAGUUAUGUACGCAUAUUUUCAUGUUGCAGUUAAAUAGCCUGUGGAUAUGUGGGUCUUCUAAAAUUUCCACUAUUUCCAGUCUCCUUUAGAAUAAUUAUAAUUUAAAGAUAAAUAAACUUUUCUAAGGUUUUCGCAAGCACAAUAUGUAAUAAGAUUGUCAACAUAAAAAUAAAAUUUAUCUUUCUCAUAUGCGUCAUAAAAAUCAAGUGUUUCAUAAUAAUUAUUUAAAUAAUUAAGCGUAUACUAAUCUGAUUGCAAAAAGAAAUCUGUAUACCGAUUUGGUUUAAUAUUAUGAUAAGUAUGCAACAUUACUAUCAUCACAAUCA
Messenger RNA from Vollenhovia emeryi, 1737 nucleotides. RefSeq names its product major royal jelly protein 3-like. The transcript is spliced from 6 exons. NCBI's taxonomy places the organism in Eukaryota, Metazoa, Arthropoda, Insecta, Hymenoptera, Formicidae. Gene Ontology annotation, cellular component: extracellular region. The coding region runs from base 104 to 1336 and encodes 410 amino acids. The record is from RefSeq and is a predicted model, not a curated record.